This is a messenger RNA of Zonotrichia albicollis (white-throated sparrow), 4369 nucleotides long. It is a transcript of the gene CEP15, whose product is annotated as centrosomal protein 15. The record is from RefSeq and is a predicted model, not a curated record. Lineage: Eukaryota; Metazoa; Chordata; Aves; Passeriformes; Passerellidae.
UCGCUCCUGUUGUCAGCCAUAGGCGCCCUUAGGGACAGCAGAGUACAAAACUGGAGCAAACAACUGAGGAUGUCAUCCUGUUUGGCUCAGGAGGUUCACCUUGCUAGAAGACACGAGGAGAUACUGUCUCAGAGAUCAGAGCUGCUACAGCAGAUGGAGACUUAUCUAAGAGACAAAAAGACUAAAAAGACAUGGCAAACUCAAGCAGCUGAUGCAGCUCAUAAAAGGAAUGCAGCACUUUUAAAUGAUAUAGAAGCAGCAGAAAAAAGGCUGCAAGAAAGAACAUAUUUACUUCCACAUCCUGAUACUGUUAAGUUAGAAACUCUCUAUUGGGCAUCAAUAAAAGAAUCUCUCCCCAAAUGGGAAGAGUUUCUUUUAGGAAGAGCAGAAGUUCCUAUUGGCUUUAAGAAAAUGAAAGCUACAAAGCAGAGCAUAAACUACUCUGAAGAAGAUUCACAAAAAUAAACAUUUUAGUUUCAUUUUGUUUUGUAAUUUAUCACUUAAACAGAUAAGAUCAUCCAGAUAUCAACAGAAUAUCAUGCCAUUAAACUGAAAUGUAAAUAAUUUAAAUUAAAAUGAAUUACAUAGGAUUAUUUAAUUCCAUUGUUGCAUUGUGUACGAUUCCUUAUUUUUAUUCUGUACUAGAGAAGCAAUCCUCAAAUGGGCUUUUAGUAUCAAGAAUGAGAAACAUUUGUGUAUAGAUUUCCACCAAGGCAAUUGGGUUUUCAGUGUGAGAAGGGUUUUAUGUUAUUUUUAAUUCUCUGCUUCUACAUAUAAGUGCGAUAAGUAAAGACAGAUUCUUGCAUUAUCUUUCUUCACUUCAGUCAUCUGUGCUGCAUGCAUUCUGCGUGGAUGAGUCAGGAAGGAAGAAUUUACUGUUAGCAAAAAGGCAGACUGUGCAUCAGAGUUUAGCAGUUCCUGCAGGAACCUGUGCAGGAAGAAACUUGAAGAAUUUCUGCAUCUGGUUUUUCCCUGGUUUUUUUGUCAUUGCCACUUUCAUCACUCAUACCCCUCACUCCAGGCAGCUUUUCCCAACCUCCUUCUGCCUGCAUUGUAUUUGUUGUCUAACGGGUGGGCAAACGAAUCUCUAGGGCUUUGUGCUACCUCUAGGCUGCUCUUAAUUCUGUUUUUUUUCUGCUGAUAAAUCUACAAGUGAGAACUUCUGAGGUACAGGAAGUUUGAAGAAGCAAACUGAAAGGUCACUGGCAGUGGGAAGUUUGAAGAAGCAAACUGAAAGGUCCCUGGCAGGGGCUUUCCACGAGUCUGGAAAGCUUUUCAAUGACCGAAAAUGAAAAUAUUACAUCUGCAACUUCUAGAAGUUGACUUUGAUAUCUCGUAGAAUUUGAAGGUGUAAUAUUUUCAUUUUCAGUUAUUGUGAAAAAUUCACUGGUACACAACUUUUAGAAAUGUCAGUUUCAGUGGAAGAUCCUUUCUGGUGUGUGACAUGGCCUGCAAAAAAAUUUCUUUCCUAAGCAAAAGAAGCUGAUAAAAUAUUAAUUUCUUUUAUUGUUAAGAACCUGGACAGAUUAACAGUCAAUAUACUGUUAAAAUUUAAUCUCUUGCAAAAACAUCAUUCCACCCCCAACCUGGAAGUAGUAGGGAAAAAAAAGUACCUCUGCCAGUGUGUGAGGAUAUGAAAAUGUAAUGAUUGCAAAUAUUACUAGUCUGCUAGUUAUCUGAGCUAUGCAUCUUCAUACUACAUAGAGAGAGACUCCAUCGUUCAAAAAACAUUAUAUUCCUAUGCAACAUGAAGAAUCACUGACACAAUAAAAUCAAAACUUUAGGUGCAAUAUUAAAUUGUGUAUUUUCCACAGGAAUAUUAGGAGUUCAUUUUAAACUUUUUCUAUUGAAGUGUCCAUUAAACUGAUAACUUUUUACAGAAACUGCCAUCUUAGAAUUAUCCUGUUGAGUGGGUGUUGGUGUUUGUAACAAUAACGUUGUUUUCAUAAUAUGUGAUGGCAGAUUAGCACGCUUCUCUGCAGUGUUGUUAACAGUUGUAAUUAAGGAAUAAACAGUAAAGGGUGUCAGUCCGAUGACAAUUUCAUCUAUAGUGUCACAAUACAAAAUGUCACAAAAUAUUAGAACUGUUAUAUAACUACAAAAAUAUCAAAUUAGGCUUUCAUCUUACAAGCUGAGAGCUUAAAAAAAACUUGGCAUAGAGACCAUUGCAAUUUUAUACCUACUCAGUGUUCUGUCACAAAGACAACUUGGUAAUAUUUUCUUCUGUAAACUCACAAUGUGAUUCUCAGUCUGAUUUAGUAGGAAUGUGUAUGGAUCUUACAGUUGUAUAGCUCACGUUUAAAAAGCAAAUAAUUGGAACCAUUUGAGCACACAAGAAUGGAAAACCUAUUCUAGAUGAUACUCAGAAUGAAGGGAUGGAUGAGCAGUUACUAACAAUGGGACUCAUCCUGUUCUUUGCAUCCAAAGGGAAAUCACUUCAACAAAAAUCUGGGCCCCUAAAUACUUGAUACAUGGAAUAAUCCGAAUCUUUAUCUCUUCUGACUCUGCCUAACCACUGGGACACGAUGCAGGUUCUCACUCUCCUUGCCCUGGUGCUUUCCCCUGGAAGGAGAUCUGGCCGUGUGGGCCUGGAGUGCAUGGCAGCUCCAUGGGUGAGAGUUUGGCAAUGUGCAUGAAAGGCACCUGCAAGCAGGGUUAGAGAGCUUACCCUGCUGCACUUAGGUGCUCACAUAGCAUGCCUGAGAGUAAAAUGAAAUUAUCUUCAAGGAAGGAAUUUAAUUUUAUUUCCUGCAGCAUAACUUUAGAAGCAAUAGGGCAACUAGUUCAAGGAAAACUAUGUAGGAACAUGUCCAGGAAAAUAACAACUGGAUGAAGAGAACCAUUUAAAGCAGGAAUAUGUGUAGGUGACUGUUCUCAGAGACAAGGGCCUUCAUGUUGGCCUGUGGUUUGAAACAAAUAAAUGGAAUUGCCUAUGACUGUGAAAUAGCACAGUAAUAGGGACAGGGGCAAGUGUCUGCUGAGUUGGGCCAUGCAGUGGCAAGGAACCAUAAUUAUAUGGGAUCUCCUGUUCUACUUACAUUUGUUGAGUUUAAUUUGCCAUGGCUGGGCUAGCUUGAUACUUGCCUUUUUAUAGAUACAGAUUUGAGAAAGCAAAUAUAAAAUUUUGGUGUGCUUUAAAAAAAUUUAAGAAUCUCCCUAAGUGAUUUGUACUGAUAUACCUAUGAGAUCUUGAAUGGGUAUUCUUCACCAGAUCAAGGCAGUCAUUUCAAACAUAUUGAUUCUAUGUAGUUAUACCCUAUCUUAUCCCAAGCAUUUCUAUAUAUAAAAGAAAAUAUAAAAUAUAGGAAUUACAUCAUAUAUAUCUGUUGUAAUUUCCUACUCAUUGUGAGUAAAUUUUUUCUCAAAAUAAAAACAAACUCACCACGUCCACCCAAAAGAACAAAAAAACCAAAGGCAAACAAAAAAAAAAGCCAAAAAAAAGAAAACAAAAACACACCCCCCCCACCAAAAAACUUCUUAUUCUAUAGUCUUGACUUGCUGCUUGCCCUUUUGUGUUCCAAUAUAUGUAUAUAUAAGGUGCAGCGGUCCUCAGGGCCUGUUGCUUUUCUGUUAGGUGGGGAACAGCAACUGAGUAAAGAGCAGUGAGAAAAGGUCGUCUUGUUUGUAAGUUAAUAUUGUAGUAUCUUGCAAGAAGAAAUAAUUAAUCAUACUUUUCUAGUUUAAUGCACAGAUGAGUAACCCCAAUACUAAUCCAGGAGCACAGCCUGUUUACCCAUCUUGUCACCUCUACCAUCACAUUCUCAAUCUUUUUACUUUCUCAGUUAUUCUGGCUGUGGGGGCAGGAGCAGAAGGCAAGGCAUGUUACUUUUUCCUAACAUAAGAAAUUUCUUACUCUGCAGAAUCUUCCACAAGCCUAUUAAUUUAAUUUGAGAGUAUAUUGAAAUAGUAAGUUGGUUUACAUGCAUAUCUGACACUAUGGUAUCCUCUUGAUUGUAUUUAUUCAGGAUCAUGUUUUCAUAGAAGUUGGGAGCUAAUUUUUAGGCUGAGCUUAUAGUUCUUAAUUUGUGUCUUUUUCAUUCACAUAGACCAGGUUGGGGAUGUAGUUGCUCAGUUUGAGCUUGUUGGUACUGAAAAAUAAGAAAACCAAAUUUAAAAGGGAAUGUACUUUCAGAUAUAACCUCUAAAAGAAAACAUUAUUUACUCCAUAAUGGUAAUUUUCAUAAUAUUUUAAUACUUGUGUUCAGAUACAACUUGACCUUAAAUAUCACCCCAAAUGCAAGCUGUUUUAACAUAUUUGUAAUGCUAAGGUCUUCAUUACUGUGAUAUUCUGUUUGCUCAAGGAUUAUAAUCCAUGGAUAUACUGUGUUAUAGUUGAAAUAAAGCUUUGAUCAGUGUUGCAUUCCAUGUA